GAGGGGAGCAGCCCUCCUCGUGACUGGGGGCUGGCCCAGCCCUGAAGGAGUGGGCGGGGCGGGGGGGGGGAAGCCCUAUAAUUGGACCGAGCUGGGUUCCCCACUGGGCUCCAACUGAGGCUGUGGACCAGGAUUCCCAGGAGGCGACAGACCAAUCGCAGGCCGGGAAAAUGAAGCUGCUGUGGACCGCCCUGGCGGUCGCCCUCCUGGCAGGAUGUCAGGCCGACCUGGAGCUCCAGGAGGAGCUGGAAGUGCAGCCGACAGCGGAGAUGGGCAAGUGGCAGAUCGGCCAGCCCUGGGAGGUGGCGCUGAGCCGCUUCUGGGAUUACCUGCGCUGGGUGCAGACGCUGUCUGACCAGAUGCAGGAGGAGCUGCUCAGCACCCAGGUCAUCCAGGAGAUCAAGUCGCUGAAGGAGGAGACCCUGCGCGAGGUGAAGACCUAUGUGAGCGAGGUGGAGCAGCAGCUGGGCCCCGCGGCCGAGGAGACCCAGGCCCGCGUGGUGAAGGAGCUGCAGGCGGCACGGGCGCGGCUGGAGACCGACCUGGACGACCUGCGCGGCCGCCUGGUGCAGUACCACACCGACGUGCAGACCCUGGUGGGCCAGAGCACCGAAGAGCUGCGCAACCGCCUGUACUCGCACCUGCGCAAGCUGCGCAAGCGCCUCAUGCGCGAUGCCGACGACCUGCACAAGCGCCUGGCCGUGUACCGCGCGGGCGCGGGCGAGGGGGCCGAGCGCGGGGUGAGCGCGCUGCGCGAGCGCCUGGGGCCGCUGGUGGAGCAGGGCCGCGAGCGCGCCGCCAACGUGGGCGCCCUGGCCAGCCGGCCGCUGCAGGAGCGCAUGGAGGCGCUGGGCCAGCGGCUGCGCGGCCGGCUGGAGGCGAUGCAGGCGCAGAUGCAGGACCAGGUGCAGCAGAUGCACCAGCAGGCCGAGGCCUUCGGCGACCGCUUCAAGAACUGGUUCGAGCCCCUGGUGGCAGACAUGAAGCGCCAGUGGGCCGGGCUGGUGGAGAAGGUGCAGCAGGCCGUGGCCCCCGCCCCCGCCGCCUCCGCUGAAGCCACUGACUAGCAGUGAGCGCCCCCCCAGCGCCCCCUCACUCCUGCCCCUGCCACCCCCCACCCAGCUCUGGCUGCCCUCCUGGCGGGGCCCUAGAUAAUAAAGAUGUCUGAGCUUCACAGCA
Molecule: messenger RNA, 1179 nt
Organism: Erinaceus europaeus (western European hedgehog)
Lineage: Eukaryota; Metazoa; Chordata; Mammalia; Eulipotyphla; Erinaceidae
Gene: APOE
Product: apolipoprotein E
Exons: 4
Coding region: 171-1067 (298 amino acids)
Biological process (GO): lipoprotein catabolic process; regulation of amyloid-beta clearance; cholesterol catabolic process
Cellular component (GO): intermediate-density lipoprotein particle; extracellular region
Molecular function (GO): very-low-density lipoprotein particle receptor binding; amyloid-beta binding; low-density lipoprotein particle receptor binding
Source: RefSeq, a predicted model, not a curated record